Messenger RNA from Ilyonectria robusta, 1311 nucleotides. Its product is annotated as S-adenosyl-L-methionine-dependent methyltransferase. The record is from RefSeq and is a predicted model, not a curated record. NCBI's taxonomy places the organism in Eukaryota, Fungi, Ascomycota, Sordariomycetes, Hypocreales, Nectriaceae. Gene Ontology annotation, molecular function: methyltransferase activity. The transcript is spliced from 7 exons. Bases 31 to 882 code for a protein of 283 amino acids.
CAGGACGAUGCCGCAAGCUCCACAGCAUCAAUGCGCUCAAGCAUCAUGCAGUACCGUCAAGAGAACGGCCGAACUUAUCACUCAUACAAGGAGUCUAACCUACAACAUCACUUGUUCGCUCUCACCUUUAAUGGAAGUCUAUUCCACUGCCCGGUUGGCAAGGAUAAGCCCAUCGGUCGCGUCCUCGACGUUGGCACUGGCACUGGUGUUUGGGCAAUUGAUUUUGCCGACGAACAUCCCGAGGCAGAGGUCAUUGGAAUUGACAUCAGCCCCAUUCAACCGUCAUUCGUUCCCGCCAACUUGUCAUUCCAGGUUGACGACCUCGAGGAUGAGUGGACCUUCAGCUACAAGUUCGACAUGGUUUUCGCCCGCAUGAUGACGGGCUCUGUAGGCGACUGGCCCAAGUUCUUCAACCAGAGUUUCGUAGGCCUAAAUCCUGGAGGUUGGAUUGAGUGCCAGGAUAUCUGCUUCCCUCUGAAGUGUGACGACGGCACCGUAAAGGACGACUCAUAUAUCAAGCAGUGGUCCGACCUAAUGAUCAAGUCGACUACCAUUUUCGGCAGGACAGGCGAGAGCGCGUCAAUGUACAAGCAGCAGAUGAUCGACGCGGGCUUUGUGAACGUCACCGAAGUGAUUUACAAGUGGCCCACAAACCGAUGGCCCGUGGAUCCCUACUACAAGGAUCUUGGCUUCUGGUGCUUCCACAAUAUUGCAGGUGGCCUUUCCGGCCUAAGCAUGGCCCUGUUCACCCGUGCCUUGGGAUGGAGCUCUGAGGAGGUCGAGGUCUUCCUCGCCAAUGUGCGAAAAGACAUGAAGGAUAAGUCAAUCCACGCCUGGUGGCCCAUACAUGUGGUGUAUGGCCAGAAGCCAGAAGCCGGAUGAACGAUCACCUGAAGCCAACUGCAUGAUAUUCUUUCCCUUCUCAUUUCCUUCAUGUUAAUGGUUGGUAUCUUGAAUUUCUACAUGCCAAUUCAUUUUGCGGUCGAGUCGAAUGGUGGUACUAUUGAAUCUGCUUCGGGUCAAAAUGACGCAUCCAGCAUACACGGAAGGUUUGUUCAGAACUUGGGGAAAGCCAUUGGGCUGAUGGCGUAUUUCCAUAGACUUAAAUCAGCAUUUUGAAAGUUCAAAUAUUCUAUCCUCUUGUUUAUCAUCCCUUGCGGUCCCAAGCUAAACCUGAGAUGAGUAGCAUUUAACCAAAAUUUAUCAACGCCGAUUUAUGGAAGCGCCACACUUGACAUCUUACGAGCAUGAAUCGUAUCACAUGCUGCCGGCCGAUUGAUAGAGUGCUGCCAUGCUCAUACAGGCCAUACU